Molecule: messenger RNA, 333 nt
Organism: Plasmopara halstedii
Lineage: Eukaryota; Oomycota; Peronosporomycetes; Peronosporales; Peronosporaceae
Exons: 2
Coding region: 1-333 (110 amino acids)
Source: RefSeq, a predicted model, not a curated record
AUGUCGACAACAUACGGGUUCGGUCACCACGAUGACGUUCGCUCACACCACUACUUCCCACUCUGCGCCAAUUUGAAUAUCCCUAUGCGUUCGAAGAACGACCAGUGCACGACUUGGGAUAAGAUUGUCAUGUGUAUCAGAUCAAUAGGUCAUCUCUUGUUUGUGCCUCAUGGUGAUGGCCCCGUGGUAUUUCUUAGUAAUAACAAGGCAUUAGACGAUGAAGAAUUUGAAGAUAGACGACCAGUGGAGAGAUGGCAAAAUCUGCACUGUCGCUGUAGAAAAUCUGUAGAUGUUUUCUGCCACCGGAUCUCAGACGUACCCGGCUCUUACUAG